Messenger RNA from Malassezia sympodialis ATCC 42132, 831 nucleotides. RefSeq lists its product as uncharacterized. The transcript has 2 exons. Gene Ontology annotation, molecular function: RNA binding. NCBI's taxonomy places the organism in Eukaryota, Fungi, Basidiomycota, Malasseziomycetes, Malasseziales, Malasseziaceae. Bases 1 to 831 code for a protein of 276 amino acids. The record is from RefSeq and is a predicted model, not a curated record. Gene Ontology annotation, biological process: mRNA splicing, via spliceosome. Gene Ontology annotation, cellular component: U2 snRNP; catalytic step 2 spliceosome; precatalytic spliceosome.
AUGCAUCUCCGCCUCCAGCGACGCCGCCGAAAUGAAGUGCGUGCGAGCCAGGCUAACCGCAGCUCGGUCAAGGAGAUCCAGCGCAUCAAUGAGCACUCGGCCUACGUGUUCGUGGGCGGCCUCCCGUACGAUCUCACCGAGGGCGACGUGAUCACGAUCUUUUCGCAGUACGGCGAGGUGGUCAACAUCCACUUGCCCAAGAGGCGAGCGGAACCGGCACGCGAUGGACGCCAGCCACGGCAGGCACCCGCGCCGAGCGGCCACAACCGCGGCUUUGGCUUCCUCAUGUACGAGGACCAGCGGUCGACCGUGCUCGCCGUGGACAACCUAAAUGGCACCAAGGUGCUGGGGCGCACGCUGCGUGUGGACCACGUCGCCCACUUUGAGCAGGAGCGGAUCCGCGAUGCAGACGGCAAUCUCGUGGAGGCCAAGGAGCAAAUGCUCAAUUGUGCGCCGCCAGAGAUCGUCUUGGACGAGGAGCCGGGCGAUGACGCGGACCUAGAGGACCCUAUGGCGGCCUACCUGGCGGACAAGGCACGGAAAAAGCGGCGAACAGGCCGCGAGCACCGCGACAGGUCCCACCGGCCACGGACGCACGACAGCGAGCGGGAACGCAGUGACCGGGAGCGCCGGGAGCGCCACCACAGUCGCCACAGCGACCGGCAUAGCGACCGACACAGUCGCCGCCACGCCGACCGGCACAGCCAUCACCAUACCGACCGCCACGCCGACCGACCGAGCCAGGACGCUGCGCGGGAGCCGGCGCCCAACGAUCGGGCGAGAUCCGUGACGCCCACGAUGGACCGUAGCGCGCCGAUCGGUACACCAUAG